GAGAGAUAGGAUUGCCUCUUUCUGAUAGGGGAGAGAGAGGAAGGUAAAGUUUGGAACUUCGAAGGGAGAAAUGGGAGGAGGAGCAGCAGCAGCAGCACACGUAGUCAAGAGAAUUCCACGCAUUAAAUUCCCUCAAAGACACGCAAAAUCUUCAUCUUCAGGGUUUGUCCCCCAAACUCAAGCUGCGUCAACAGAUACAGAGAUUCAUCAUUUUAUCAUGUCAAGCUCGGAAGUUCCCGCAUCUCCAGCCAAUAUUGCUGAGGGAGGCAAAGCUUCUCUUCAGCCAAGACGCACACCUGUCUCAGAAAGGGAAAUUGAGGCUGUUCAGCUGGGCGGCACCUUCUGACUCUACGACCAAUUAGCUUAUGAAAGAAGGUCACCGCUGUCUUAUUUUCUGGUACAAAAUUCCAUCCUUUAGUACUAUUAACCCUUGUUACAUAUGUAUGAAGGAGUGAAUAAGUAAAGGGUGAAAUAGUGCCUUAGUGUCUUUCAAUGUAAGGAGGAUACGUUCUUUCAAAAUUUCUGUAAUCGUUUCCUGUUAACAUUGCAUUAUUUUUGGCUUUUUCCUGGCAAGUUAUCAUCCUUUUGCUGU
Molecule: messenger RNA, 592 nt
Organism: Populus euphratica (Euphrates poplar)
Lineage: Eukaryota; Viridiplantae; Streptophyta; Magnoliopsida; Malpighiales; Salicaceae
Exons: 3
Coding region: 71-346 (91 amino acids)
Source: RefSeq, a predicted model, not a curated record